Molecule: messenger RNA, 588 nt
Organism: Rhopalosiphum padi (bird cherry-oat aphid)
Lineage: Eukaryota; Metazoa; Arthropoda; Insecta; Hemiptera; Aphididae
Exons: 4
Coding region: 1-588 (195 amino acids)
Source: RefSeq, a predicted model, not a curated record
AUGGUUUUAUUAAAAGUGUAUAUUGUGCUAGUUGGAUUAUGUUUAAUGGCAAAACCACAAAUAAAUUUUUUUCCAAACUUACCUUUGGGAGAGUAUAGGAUUAUAUUUUUAGCAAUAUAUCCUUGUGAAUCUACAAAAGAUCAAAUUCUUGGAUGGAAUUUAUAUUUUAGUAAAAAGUCACAAAACACAACUGAAAUGAAAGGAAAUUUAACAUUCAAAGAAUCUUUUGAUGAUUCUUCUAAACUAGAUAUUAACCUGUCAUCCUGGAGCUUAAUUGGUGGUUGGAAAAAAAAUUCAUACGUAUAUUUAACUGAUAAUGCAUGUAGCAAGUUGAAAUAUGUGAUGGGAAAUGUUUGGUUUUCAGCCACGAGUAGUUUCAAUAUUUCCAAUCACUGUCCAUUACCUCGGGGCACAUAUACAACAAAAGGGCUCGACAUAAAGUAUUUACAAGAUCAUAACUUUCCAAAAGUGUAUUAUUACGGAAAAUAUAAAGGCGUAAUAAGUAUAAAAAAUAAAAAGAAUAAACUACUUGGAUGCGUUGCGUUGGAAUUCAACCUAGUAAGACCAUGGGAGAUGUCAAAAUAUUGA